AUGAGAUCUCUUUGUGUAGAUCUCUUUGUAGCAAAGUGGGUGUCCGGUAGGAGUGAUUAAAGGGGCCCAGUGAACAUAUAUUUGGGCCUGUUCAGCUUUAAGGUGUACAAGAUGAUGUCCCUUGUGAAUAAGUUUCUGGACUGGGUAAAAAGUUUGUUUUGGAAGGAAGAAAUGGAACUCACGUUGGUGGGGCUGCAGCAUUCUGGCAAAACGACCUUCGUGAAUGUUAUUGCAUCCGGCCAGUUCAAUGAAGACAUGAUCCCAACAGUGGGGUUCAAUAUGCGCAAGAUCUCGAAGGGCAACGUGACAAUCAAGCUGUGGGACAUCGGCGGACAGCCGCGCUUCCGGUCGAUGUGGGAGCGCUACUGCCGAGGCGUGAACGCCAUCGUCUACAUGGUGGAUGCCGCUGAUCUGGACAAGCUGGAGGCCUCCAGGAACGAGCUGCACAACCUGCUGGACAAGCCGCAGCUGGCCGGCCUGCCCGUGCUGGUGCUGGGCAACAAGCGUGACCUGCCAAACGCGCUGGACGAGAAGGGCCUCAUCGAACGCAUGAACCUAUCGGCAGUCCAAGACCGGGAGAUAUGCUGUUACUCCAUCUCCUGCAAGGAGAAAGACAACAUAGACAUCACGCUGCAGUGGCUGAUUGCCAAGUCAAAGUCGGGCGGCCGUUAGAUUCGGCCUCCGCGGCGCGUGUGCGGCCUCGGCUGACGCUGUCGCUGCAGCUCGGCAGCUCGACCGACGCUGUCGCUGCAGCUCGGUAGCCCGGCCGACGCUGUCGCUGCGGCUCGG
Pollicipes pollicipes is the source of this 789-nucleotide messenger RNA. RefSeq names its product ADP-ribosylation factor-like protein 8. The transcript has 4 exons. Bases 112 to 672 code for a protein of 186 amino acids. Gene Ontology annotation, molecular function: GTP binding; GTPase activity. NCBI's taxonomy places the organism in Eukaryota, Metazoa, Arthropoda, Thecostraca, Pollicipedomorpha, Pollicipedidae. The record is from RefSeq and is a predicted model, not a curated record. Gene Ontology annotation, cellular component: lysosomal membrane. Gene Ontology annotation, biological process: protein transport; anterograde axonal transport.